AUGAAAAUUUCUAUCAUUAUUCUUCUGUCCCUCUUAUUUUCCAUCUAUGAAUUCAAAGUUGCCCCGCCACAAAAAUCGGGAAGUCUAAAAGUCAAGGCGAAAACUGCCGUUAUCAAGCCAAAUAUUCCUCCAGCAAGCUCUAAAAAAAAUCCAGCAUCUGAGAAAAAUCUCAAGAAAAACGAUUCUAAACCAAUUCAAAAUGAUCAAAUGGGAGUAAAAUUCGAGAGCACCGACAAAACCGGCACCAAAUACCGAACAACUUUGUGGAUGGCAAAAGUGAAUGGUACACUAAAAAUCACUGGAGGAGUUCAAGAGCGCAUUUGA
Caenorhabditis angaria is the source of this 324-nucleotide messenger RNA. The record is from the annotation of a GenBank genome assembly. Lineage: Eukaryota; Metazoa; Nematoda; Chromadorea; Rhabditida; Rhabditidae.